Rotaria sp. Silwood1 is the source of this 420-nucleotide messenger RNA. Lineage: Eukaryota; Metazoa; Rotifera; Eurotatoria; Philodinida; Philodinidae. The record is from the annotation of a GenBank genome assembly.
AUGAAUGAUUAUAAAGUGAAAGCUCAAACAUAUAUGACUAAAACUAAAGCAUAUCAAGAAUUGAGAACAUUAAACCCACUUGAAUCUUUAGUUAAAAGAGCAAAUAUUUUUCUUCUUGGAUUAUGGGCUAAUAAACAUAUCACCCAAAAACAAUAUGAAAAACUAAAGGUUAAACAAGAAAAGGCUGAAUUAGGCCAUCUGUAUUUCUUACCUAAAGCACACAAACCAAGAACACCAUUAAAACCGAUAAUGGCAGGUCUAAAGUCUCCAAAUAUAGCAUUAUCAAAAUGGUUAGUUGGACUAUUAAGGCCUCUAUUUGAUCAUUUGGAUUGUGGGACAACCAUUCUAAAUGGUGCUCAAUUAAUAAAACAAGUUGAAAGAUGGUCACCUAAAUACAUAACACCAGCCAAACAUUUAUAA